AGCCGCUGUCCGCUGUUCUCGCCGUGUCUCACCGGAAUAUUCUUAACUUUUAACUUUCUCCGGUGAUCUAACCGAAUAAUUUUGCUACAAUCUGUCAGAACCGUGGAAGUUCGUGCUCUCUGUUGUUCUCGGUCGGCGCAACAUCUUUGUGGAGUCGCGUAUCUUUUAAUAUCUCGUGUAGAUACUUGUGGAGAAGACUCAGGGUGGAUAUAUCAGGGUGAAUCGGAUUUUUCUUCCAAUUUUUGAAAUAUCGUGAAACGGAAUGUGGUGGAUCUAGUGGCGAGUUGUUUACGAUCUUCUGCUUUUUUGCAUUCUAUUUUUUUGUAAAAUUAUUUUUGGGAGAAAUGGAAUUUAUAUUUAGGAUAUCUCUAGUUACGUUACUAUCUCUACUGCCAAGCUUAGUGUCCCCCCAAUCUAGUCUGAAACCUUUCGAGUACAAUUUAACUCAGUACACUCGAACGCUACCAGAUGAUCUCAGAACCAUCGUCCAAAAGGCUUUGGCCAUCGAAAGACAAGCGACAGUGUCUGGGAAAUGGUCGAGCACGCUAUGCCAGCCUGAAGUGCCUAUUGAUUGUCCCGCUAUGAAGUUCAGGAAACCUUCGGGGGAGUGCAAUAACGUGCGACAUCCGAAAUGGGGGAACAGGGGACAGAAGUUUUUGAGAUAUCUGCCGCCCAGCUAUGCGGACAAAAAAUCACAACCAAAGCAAUCAGUCUCAUCCCAUUCUCUACCCAGUCCGCUAGAUGUCGCUGCUACACUACAAAACAAUCCUGCGACCAAACAUGAAUCCGUCACUGCCUUACUGGGUGCUUGGACUGAAUUACUGCUUCACGAUCUGGCGAGUACCGGCAACAUGAAGAGUCAGGACUGUUGUAGCGAUAACGCUAAGAAACAUGGAGAAUGCUAUGGAAAAUUGGGCAAUGGGCAAUGUAGGGAGUAUAUGAGAACUUUGCCAGCUGUGGAUAUGGAUACUUGCGAAUUUGAUUACCGAGACCAAAUGAAUCUAGCCACUUCUUUCCUGGACGCUUCCGCCAUCUACGGAAAUACGGAUCAACAAGUAGAGAACCUGCGCACAUACGAUGCCGGUCUAGUCAACGUAACGGCCUGCUCGGCGUGCAGAUCUAACGCCCUUUACUCCGCCGUUUUAAAGGAGCAUAACAGAGUCGCAGUAAACUUGGCCGAGCUCAACAAACAUUGGAACGACGAAGUGUUGUUUUACGAAUCUAGAAGGAUAGUUAUUGCAGAGUUACAGCAUAUUACUUACAACGAGUAUUUGCCUAUUGUUAUUGGAGAGGAAGCCAUAGUACACACACAAUUGGAACUGAAAACGCACGGAAGGUUUUCCAAAUACUCCAGUACCCAGAAAGUUGGAGUGUUUAAUGAAAUAGCCAUUUCUGUACUGCCAAUACUUUUAUCUAUGUUACCUAGUUCUGUGAUGAACGAGACAGUAGAAUCCUUCGCUGAAAUGAUAGAUCUCCUAAUAAGAACACCAGCAAAUUCACCCAGCGUUCACAUAAUGGUACCAAUUCGCACUGAAUGGGACACGGCAUCCUUGUUUAUACACAUGGGAAGAGAUCAUGGUAUACCUUCCUACACCAACUAUCUGCAAUACUGUACGAAUUCCGUCAAUAAAAAACCUUUAAGUUUCGAAAAUCUCAAGAACUUUGGUAUUAAAGAUGAAUAUAUUAAGGCGCUGAAGUAUAUGUAUAGAAGUACCGAUGAUAUUGAUCUCUUGGUAGGAGGGUUGUUGGAGAAACCCAUUCCAGGUACGGUGGUCGGACCAACGUUUAACUGCCUUCUGAAACAACAGUUCCAGCUUCUUAAAGAAACCGACCGUUUCUGGUAUGAAAACGACCUUCCUCCAAGUUCCUUAACGACCAGUCAACUCAAGGAAAUUAAAAAAAUUACCGUAGCAGGUCUUUUAUGCGCCAAUACCGACGAUCUAGGUAGAAUUCAGCCCAAAGGUUUUGUACAAGAAGAUCCUUAUUUGAACGCUAGAAUAUCCUGCGAUCAACAUCCACUUCCUCAACUGUCGGAAUGGGUAGAGAUGGACCCCAUGUCGGACAUAUCAGCGGAUUUAUUGAUGGACGCCUUAGAGAAGGCCGAAAGGGAUGUGAUGGAAAGGAGGAAGAUGGAAUAUAAAGUAUGGACUGAAGUUGGAGGCCUUAACCCCAAAUCACCCCAAGGAGUAGCAGCAGCGUUCAGUAAAGCCAACAAAAACGCCUUAAAACUAGCCAACACGUCGCUUUUAUUCGAAUUCGCAUCCAAUGAAAUAGUCAACUCUCUUUUGCACAGAAGAAGGAAACGUCAACUGUUCGAUAACAACGUCGUAGCGUCAAUCUUCAGAGACGAACUCAGUGAUGCCUUGCAGCAAGUAGAUUUGGGAGCUUUGAUACCGCCUCAGACUUUCGAUGUUGAUUUGCAGUGCGACGAUAAUGGACCUUGCGAUCCUAAUACGCCGUUCAGGACUUAUACAGGGCAUUGCAAUAAUCUGAGACAUGUGAAUUAUGGUAAAAGUUUGACGGUGUUCAAUAGAUUGUUGCCCAGCGUGUAUGAUGAUGGUAUAUCCAAACCCAGAUCGAUCGGAGUGACAGGAGUUCCACUACCAAAUCCACGAGUAGUCUCCAGAGUAAUCCAUCCGGAUAUUAGCAACCUUCACGGCAGGUACACAUUAAUGACGAUGCAGUUCGCUCAAUUUUUGGACCACGAUCUCACCAUGACCCCCAUUCACAAAGGUUUCCACGAAUCGAUUCCAGAUUGCAGAUCGUGCGACAGCAAACGCACCGUCCAUCCCGAAUGCAAUCCUUUUCCCAUUCCAUCGGGUGAUAAUUACUAUCCAGAGAUCAACAUCACUUCCGGUGAAAGAAUGUGCAUACCGUCAAUGAGAUCGUUGCCCGGUCAGCAAAAAUUGGGACCCAGAGAACAGGUCAAUCAGAAUACCGCGUUUUUGGAUGCUUCGCAGGUGUACGGGGAGAAUCAUUGCGUUUUGAGGGAUUUAAAAGGUCAGUUUGGGAAAAUGAAUGCCACUACGCAUCCUGUAAAGGGGAAAGAGUUGCUUCCGCAAAGUGAUAAGCAUCCUGAAUGUAAAUCUCCGUCAGGACAGUGUUUCAUAGCUGGUGAUGGCAGAGCUUCCGAACAACCAGCUUUAACAGCCAUACACACGAUCUUCAUGCGGGAGCACAACCGUCUAUCCGACAUAAUCAAACAAGUGAAUCCUCAUUGGGAUGAGGACAAAGUCUUCGAACAUGCCAGAAGAAUAAUAAUAGCCGAAAAUCAACACAUCACUUACAACGAAUUUUUGCCGAGAAUCUUAGGAUGGAACGCCAUGAAUCUGUACGGAUUAAAAUUACUCAAUCACGGAUAUUAUAAAGAGUACAAUCCCAGCUGUAAUCCUUCGAUAGUUACUGAGUUUGCCGCUGCUGCUUUUAGAAUUGGACAUUCUUUGUUGAGACCGCACAUACCUAGGAUGAGUCCGACUUACCAAAUCAUAAAUCCUCCGAUUCUUCUUCGAGACGGCUUUUUUAAAGUCGACAUUAUGAUGCGCGAAGGAAUGGUAGACGAAAUCACUAGAGGUUUAGUAUCGACGCCGAUGGAAACAUUGGAUCAGUUCAUUACAGGAGAAGUCACCAAUCACUUAUUCGAAGACAGAAAAAUCCCAUUUUCUGGUGUUGAUUUAAUAAGUUUGAACCUCCAAAGAGCCAGAGAUCACGGAAUACCUUCUUACAACAAUUAUAGAGCGUUGUGUAACUUAAAAAGAGCGACGAGUUUUGAGGAUUUGGCAAGGGAGAUUCCUCCAGAGAUUAUCUCUAGAUUGAAGAGGAUUUACGCCACUGUUGACGAUAUAGAUUUGUUCCCUGGUGGUAUGAGCGAGAGACCUUUACAAGGAGGGUUAAUCGGACCCACUUUUGGUUGUAUUAUUGCUUUGCAGUUCAGACAGUUGAGGAAGUGUGAUCGAUUUUGGUACGAGAAUGAAGAUCCCGUGGUUAGGUUCACCGAAGCUCAAUUAGCCGAACUCAGAAAAGUAACUUUAGCCAAAGUUUUGUGUGAAAAUAUGGACAUAGAAGGUGAAAUGCAACGAGCCGCAUUCGAUUUACCUUCGAACUUCUUGAAUCCGAGAGUACCGUGCCAUUCGUUACCCGCCAUCAAUUUGAACGCUUGGAAGGAGACGACUAGAGGACAGGGUUGUAUAAUUGGUGAUAAACAAGUCGCCGUUGGUCAGUCAGCGUUUCCGAGUCCUUGUACUAGUUGCAUUUGCACUGCAGAAGGAGGCAACUGCGCUUCUCUGAGAGUGACCGAUUGCAGACAACUCAUGCGAGAGUGGUCCAAAGAAGCCAUUUUGAGGGACGAAGUGUGCACAGCUCAAUGCGGUUUCCUGCUCAGAGAAUCUGGAACAAGUUCCAUACUACCUCAAAAUUUGAAUCCUCCGCCGUUGAGGAACGUCAGAGCUCAAAGACCCCAAUUGUUCCGCAGCACCGAUUUCGACGGUUUCGGCGACUUUAAAUUUCCAGAUCUCACCCCAUUCAUAGCGAAAUGAGCCGAUCGUUCACUUUUGAAGGACUAAAGUAUAUAUUAUUUAUAAUUGAUGAUAUCAGUUGCGUUUGAAGGUUGGGGUGUUUUUAGUAAUCUCAAUAUUGUAAAAACUUGUAAAAUACUUGUAUAAGUACAGGGUGAGGCAUACGGACUGUCGUUAGCAAGAUCUUUUGACUCAAG
Psylliodes chrysocephalus is the source of this 4708-nucleotide messenger RNA. Lineage: Eukaryota; Metazoa; Arthropoda; Insecta; Coleoptera; Chrysomelidae. The record is from the annotation of a GenBank genome assembly.